Molossus molossus (Pallas's mastiff bat) is the source of this 6287-nucleotide messenger RNA. RefSeq names its product SWI/SNF related, matrix associated, actin dependent regulator of chromatin, subfamily a, member 2 (gene SMARCA2). Gene Ontology annotation, molecular function: DNA binding; ATP-dependent chromatin remodeler activity; histone binding. Gene Ontology annotation, cellular component: RSC-type complex; nucleus. The coding region runs from base 458 to 5173 and encodes 1571 amino acids. Lineage: Eukaryota; Metazoa; Chordata; Mammalia; Chiroptera; Molossidae. The transcript is spliced from 34 exons. The record is from RefSeq and is a predicted model, not a curated record. Gene Ontology annotation, biological process: chromatin remodeling; positive regulation of transcription by RNA polymerase II.
UUCCCAUCCCAACCUGGUUUACCCCUUCCUCUGCUCUCUCCCUCUAUCCGGCAGUCUUCCCUCCUCCCGUUUGCGUUGCAAAACACGGCCAUGCCUUCUGCAAAGGUGUCGCGAUGCACUUCCCCAAAUAACCAGUCCGGCGCGCCAGCCCCUAGCCGCCCUCCGGCUGCGGGGCGCACUCGGAGCCCAGUGCCCCGGGUGCCCCGCUCCAGGCCUUGCAAUCUGAGCUCGGUUGCACCGCGAGGGCCGGACGCUGUAGUGCAGGCUCCAGGAGAAACCGGUGCCCUGGUCUGGGCACUCGGGCCGGUUUCCGGUACACGCGGGGAAAUCGCCUCCUGCCAGUGUCUGCGCGCUCGCCCCCGCCGCCUGGAUUGCAUUAUUAUUUUUAUCCGGGUUGCAGUUUGCAGCUGAUCUUGCUCAGUAUCAUCGUGCUGACUGGCAGAGACAGGAGAAGUAGAUGUCCACACCCACAGACCCUGCUGCGAUGCCCCACCCAGGGCCUUCGCCAGGGCCCGGACCCUCUCCUGGACCAAUUCUCGGACCUAGUCCAGGACCUGGACCAUCCCCAGGUUCUGUCCACAGUAUGAUGGGGCCAAGUCCUGGACCUCCAAGUGUCUCACACCCUAUGCCUACCAUGGGGUCUACUGAUUUCCCACAGGAAGGCAUGCAUCAGAUGCAUAAGCCCAUGGACGGGAUCCACGACAAGGCCAUCGCAGAAGAUAUGCACUGUGGGUCCAUGAAGGGCACCGGUAUGCGGCCACCUCACCCAGGAAUGGGCCCUCCCCAGAGUCCCAUGGAUCAACACAGCCAAGGUUAUAUGUCGCCGCACCCCUCUCCCCUGGGAGCCGCCGAGCAUAUCUCCAGCCCCAUGUCAUCGGGAGGCGGCCCGACUCCACCCCAGAUGCCACAGAACCAGCCAGGGCCCCUCAUCCCUGGUGACCCGCAGGCGAUGAACCAGCCCAACAGAGGUCCCUCUCCUUUCAGUCCUGUCCAGCUGCAUCAGCUGCGAGCUCAGAUUUUAGCUUACAAAAUGCUGGCCCGGGGCCAGCACCUCCCUGAAACGCUGCAGCUUGCAGUCCAGGGGAAAAGGACAUUGCCCGGCAUGCAGCAGCCGCCGCCGCCGCAGCAGCCGCCGCCCCAGCCGCAGCAGCCGCAGCAGCAGGCCCUUGUUAACUUCAACAGACCAUCUGGCCCUGGGCCAGAGCUGAGCGGCCCGAGCACCCCGCAGAAGCUGCCAGUGCCCGCGCCCAGCGGCCGGCCCUCACCUGCGCCCCCCGCAGCAGCUCAGCCGCCCACGGCCGCAGUGCCCGGGCCCUCUGUGCCGCAGCCCGCCCCCGGGCAGCCCUCGCCCAUCCUGCAGCUGCAGCAGAAGCAGAGCCGGAUUAGCCCCAUUCAGAAACCUCAAGGCCUGGACCCCGUGGAGAUUCUGCAGGAGCGGGAAUAUAGACUUCAGGCUCGCAUAGCUCACAGGAUACAAGAACUGGAAAAUCUGCCUGGCUCUUUGCCACCAGAUUUACGAACCAAAGCAACCGUAGAACUGAAAGCACUUCGAUUACUCAAUUUCCAGCGUCAGCUGAGGCAGGAGGUGGUGGCCUGCAUGCGACGGGACACCACCCUGGAGACGGCUCUCAACUCCAAAGCCUACAAGCGGAGCAAGCGCCAGACCCUGCGGGAAGCCCGCAUGACGGAGAAGCUGGAGAAGCAGCAGAAGAUCGAGCAGGAGAGGAAGCGCCGGCAGAAGCACCAGGAAUACCUGAACAGUAUUUUGCAACAUGCAAAAGAUUUUAAGGAGUACCAUCGGUCUGUGGCCGGGAAGAUCCAGAAGCUUUCCAAAGCCGUGGCAACUUGGCAUGCCAACACCGAAAGGGAGCAGAAGAAAGAGACAGAGCGGAUUGAAAAGGAGAGAAUGCGCAGAUUGAUGGCUGAAGAUGAAGAAGGCUACAGAAAACUGAUUGAUCAAAAGAAAGACAGGCGUCUAGCUUACCUGUUACAGCAGACUGACGAGUAUGUGGCCAACCUGACCAACCUGGUGUGGGAGCACAAGCAAGCCCAAGCAGCCAAGGAGAAGAAGAAGAGGAGGAGGAGGAAGAAGAAGGCCGAGGAGAAUGCGGAGGGAGGAGAGUCCGCCCUGGGACCAGACGGAGAGCCCAUAGAUGAGAGCAGUCAGAUGAGUGACCUUCCUGUCAAAGUAACUCACACAGAAACCGGCAAGGUCCUGUUCGGACCAGAAGCACCCAAAGCAAGUCAGCUGGACGCCUGGUUGGAAAUGAAUCCUGGUUACGAAGUUGCGCCCAGAUCCGACAGCGAAGAGAGCGAUUCUGAUUAUGAGGAGGAGGAUGAGGAAGAGGAGUCCAGCCGGCAGGAAACCGAAGAGAAAAUACUUCUGGAUCCCAACAGUGAAGAAGUUUCCGAGAAGGAUGCCAAGCAGAUCAUUGAGACAGCUAAGCAAGACGUAGAUGACGAAUACAGCAUGCAGUGCAGCGCCCGGGGCUCCCAGUCCUACUACACAGUGGCUCACGCCAUCUCCGAGAGGGUGGAGAAGCAGUCUGCCCUCCUCAUUAACGGGACCCUGAAGCACUAUCAGCUCCAGGGCCUGGAAUGGAUGGUUUCCCUGUAUAAUAACAAUUUGAACGGAAUCUUAGCAGAUGAAAUGGGGCUGGGAAAGACCAUACAGACCAUCGCACUCAUCACGUAUCUGAUGGAGCACAAAAGACUCAACGGCCCCUAUCUCAUCAUUGUUCCCCUUUCGACUCUAUCUAACUGGACAUAUGAAUUUGACAAAUGGGCUCCUUCUGUGGUGAAAAUUUCUUACAAGGGCACCCCAGCUAUGCGGCGCUCCCUUGUCCCCCAGCUGCGGAGUGGCAAAUUCAACGUCCUCUUGACUACUUAUGAGUACAUUAUAAAAGACAAGCACAUUCUUGCAAAGAUUCGGUGGAAAUACAUGAUCGUGGAUGAAGGCCACCGGAUGAAGAAUCACCACUGCAAGCUGACUCAGGUCUUGAACACGCACUAUGUGGCCCCCAGAAGGAUCCUGUUGACUGGGACCCCACUGCAGAAUAAGCUCCCGGAACUCUGGGCUCUCCUCAACUUCCUCCUCCCCACAAUUUUCAAGAGCUGCAGCACAUUCGAACAGUGGUUUAACGCUCCUUUUGCCAUGACCGGAGAAAGGGUGGAUUUGAAUGAAGAAGAAACUAUAUUGAUCAUCCGGCGUCUCCAUAAAGUGUUGAGACCAUUUUUACUGAGGAGAUUGAAGAAAGAAGUGGAAUCCCAGCUUCCAGAAAAGGUUGAAUACGUGAUCAAGUGUGACAUGUCAGCUCUGCAGAAGAUUCUGUAUCGCCACAUGCAGGCCAAAGGGAUCCUCCUCACUGAUGGUUCUGAGAAAGAUAAGAAGGGGAAAGGAGGUGCCAAGACCCUUAUGAACACCAUCAUGCAGCUGAGGAAAAUCUGCAAUCAUCCUUACAUGUUUCAGCACAUCGAGGAAUCCUUUGCUGAACACCUGGGCUAUUCAAAUGGGGUCAUCAAUGGGGCUGAGCUGUAUCGGGCCUCAGGAAAGUUUGAGCUACUUGAUCGUAUUCUGCCAAAGUUGAGAGCGACUAAUCACCGCGUGCUGCUUUUCUGCCAGAUGACGUCUCUCAUGACCAUCAUGGAGGAUUACUUUGCUUUUCGGAACUUCCUUUACCUGCGCCUCGACGGCACCACCAAGUCUGAAGAUCGUGCUGCUUUAUUGAAGAAAUUCAACGAACCUGGGUCCCAGUAUUUCAUCUUCCUGCUGAGCACGAGAGCUGGAGGCCUGGGCUUAAAUCUCCAGGCCGCUGACACCGUGGUCAUCUUCGACAGCGACUGGAACCCUCACCAGGACCUGCAGGCACAGGACCGGGCUCACCGCAUCGGCCAGCAGAACGAGGUCCGGGUGCUGAGACUCUGCACUGUGAACAGCGUGGAGGAAAAGAUCCUGGCAGCGGCCAAGUACAAGCUCAACGUGGACCAGAAGGUGAUCCAGGCAGGCAUGUUCGACCAGAAGUCAUCAAGCCACGAGCGGAGGGCAUUCCUGCAGGCCAUCCUGGAGCAUGAGGAGGAGAAUGAGGAAGAAGAUGAAGUACCGGACGAUGAGACUCUGAACCAGAUGAUCGCUCGGCGAGAAGAAGAAUUUGAUCUUUUUAUGCGCAUGGACAUGGACCGGCGGAGGGAGGAUGCCCGGAACCCAAAGCGCAAGCCUCGCCUGAUGGAGGAGGACGAGCUGCCUUCCUGGAUCAUCAAAGAUGACGCCGAGGUGGAAAGGCUUACGUGUGAGGAGGAGGAGGAGAAGAUCUUCGGUAGGGGCUCUCGCCAGCGCCGGGACGUGGACUACAGCGACGCCCUCACGGAGAAGCAGUGGCUGCGGGCCAUUGAAGACGGCAAUUUGGAGGAAAUGGAAGAGGAAGUACGGCUUAAGAAGCGAAAAAGACGAAGAAAUGUGGAUAAAGAUCCUGCAAAAGAAGAUGUAGAAAAAGCUAAGAAAAGAAGAGGCCGCCCUCCCGCUGAGAAACUAUCGCCAAACCCCCCCAAACUGACAAAGCAGAUGAACGCCAUCAUCGAUACUGUCAUAAACUACAAAGACAGGUGUAACGUGGAGAAGGUGCCCAGUAAUUCUCAGUUGGAAAUAGAAGGAAACAGUUCAGGGCGACAGCUCAGUGAAGUCUUCAUUCAGUUACCUUCAAGGAAAGAAUUACCAGAAUACUAUGAAUUAAUUAGGAAGCCGGUGGAUUUCAAAAAAAUAAAGGAAAGAAUCCGUAAUCAUAAGUACCGGAGCCUGGGUGACCUGGAGAAAGAUGUCAUGCUUCUCUGUCAUAACGCCCAGACGUUCAACUUGGAGGGAUCCCAGAUCUACGAAGACUCCAUCGUCUUACAGUCAGUGUUCAAGAGUGCACGGCAGAAAAUUGCCAAAGAGGAAGAGAGUGAGGAUGAAAGCAAUGAAGAGGAGGAAGAGGAAGAUGAAGAGGAGUCGGAGUCGGAGGCAAAAUCUGUUAAGGUGAAAAUCAAGCUCAAUAAAAAAGAUGAGAAAGGUCGGGACAAAGGAAAAGGCAAGAAAAGGCCAAAUCGAGGAAAAGCCAAACCUGUGGUGAGCGACCUGGACAGUGACGAGGAACGGGAUGAAAAUGAACAGUCAGAAGCAAGUGGGACCGAUGACGAGUGAUGGAUAAGGACCCGUUUCCUUGGCAGAACUGAAUUCCUUCCUCCCCUCUCAUUUCUACCCAGUGAGUUCAUUUGUCACAUGGGCACUGGGCUGUUUCUAUAUCAUCAUCUAUAAACUAGCUUUAGGAUAGUGCCAGACAAACAUAUGAUAUCAUGGUGUAAAAAAACACGCACACACACACAAAUAUUUGUAACAUACUGUGACCAAACGGGCCGCAAAGAUUCAAAGAUUAAAACAAACAAAAUAAAGCUUUUGAUGGAAAAUAUGUGGGUGGAUAGUAUAUUUCUAUGGGUGGGUCUAAUUUGGUAAUGGUUUGAUUGUGCCUGGUUUUAUCACCUGUUCAGAUGAGAAGAUUUUUUGUCUUUUUGUAGCACUGAUAACCAGGAGAAGCCAUUAAAAGUCACUGGUUAUUUUAUUUUUCAUCAGGCAAUUUUCAAGAUUUUUGUUCGGUAUUGUUUUGUUUUGUUUUUUACACUGUGGUACAUAUAAGCAACUUUAAUAGGUGAUUAAUGUACAGUAGUUAGACUUCACCUGCAUAGACAUUUUUCCAUUUUAUGCUCUAUGAUCUGAAAAAAAAAUGCUUUUUGAAUUGUAUAAGAUUUAUGUCUACUGUAAACAUUGCUUAAUUUUUUUUUUUUUUUUGCUCUUGAUUAAAAAAAGGUUUUGUUGAAAAUGCUAUUGAAUAUUGCAAUCUAUAUAGUGCAUUGGAUGGCUUUUUUUGUCAACCUGAUCUCCUAUGUUACCAAUAUGUAUCGUCUCCUCCCUAAAGUGUACUUAAUCUUUGCUUUCUUUGCACAAUGUCUUUGGUUGCAAGUCAUAAGCCUGAGGCAAAUAAAAUUCCAGUAAUUUCCAAGAAUGUGGUGUUGGUGCUUUCCUAAUAAAGAGAUAAGUUAGCUGAACUAACAUUGCUUCUUGUUUUCAAGUUCUAAAGGACUGAAACCUUAGUGUCUGAAGGACAGUCUCCUGCAAAGGGCUGGACAGGCUCUUGCUACGGAACAUUUGGUAGGAAAAAAAUGAGAGAGAGACAGCCAGGCAGUCUGCUGAAAUGAACCAGGUGUGUCUCAAGGGAGAGGAGUCUGUUACUCUGGGGACUUCAGACCUGAACAACAGAAGA